CGCCCUGUCACACAUCCUGAAGAACUGCUACACUGACAGGAUGCAGUUAUGGAGGCGGUUGGGCAAAAGGUUCCAACUAAUACAUGGUGCUUCACUCAAUCCACACCAAGAAGCCAACGCUGGUGUACAGGGCUGUAUUUGUCCAACCUCUCCAUGCACGAGGCUGUGCAGAGGGUCAAGGGUAAAAUACACUGUAUCUAUCUGACUCUUGUUUCCAAUGUAAGCUGCUGAUGCCGGGAGACUAUCUGUGCAUGCAACGGCCAACGACGGCGCGGUUAUAAGAGAACAAGCGUGCCCUGCUCUGCAAAGUCGAUGGUACGAUAUUGACAUUGUUUGAAAUACCGUCGACUCUGAGACAACGCCAUGAUACUCCCCGUGCUGCUGGCUAUCACGCUCCCCCUCCUUGUCGUCUGCCGGGUGGUAUACAAUCUCUGCUUCCACCCGCUCCGUGGCUUUCCUGGUCCCCGAGCAGCCGCUGCCACCAGCUGGUGGAAGGCGUACAAGGAGGUGUGGAAAAAGGAGACGUUGGCCCAAGAGCUGUUUCGGCUGCAUGCGACGUACGGAGAUGUUGUACGGAUUGCGCCCAACGAGCUUCACUUCGGAGACCCAGCCGCCUUCCAUGACAUAUACAAUGCCACCAAGCGCUGGGACAAGGACGAAGGGCUGUACACGACUCCGGGCGUCCGAUCCGGGUCCUUUGUGUUCUUGAAGUACAAGCAAGCCAAGGAGCGCCGAGACGUCCUGCAGCCCAUGUUUUCGAAGAGAGCUAUGGACAAUGUCGAGCCGCUGAUCUGGAAAAAUGCUAGCACUCUCGCGUCUGCAAUCACCAGGAAAAACGCAGCAAAGAAGUCAAUCGACCUCCUCUUUGCCUUCCGGUCGUUCACGCUGGACACCAUCAUGGGGUUCACCUUUGGCAAUUGCUUGCACGCCCUCGCCGCGCCUGAUUUCCGGGACCCGCUGAUUCUCGCCAUGGACUCCAGUCUCAGCGCCAUUCCCCUCCUGCGAAACUUCCCCCUGCUCCGGAAGAUGGUGUUCUCCAUCCCUCCGCACCUGGUGACGCAUUUCCUGCCUGACUCCAAGGCGCUUGGCCCGCGGAUCUACCAGGUACGGACCAUGAUCCAGUCGGAGCUCGCAAAGGUGCUACGCGACCCGCGGAAACUCGACGAGGCGCCGCACCAGACCAUCUUCCACCGCAUGCUGAACGCAGACUCGUACAAGAACAACACGGUGCCCGACUAUGCACAGCUCCAGGACGAGGGACUCACCAUCAUUUUCGCCGGCGCGAACACGGUGGCGACGGCGCUGGUGAUGGGACACUGGAAUCUGCUCAACCACGCCGAGGAUCUCGCACGGCUGAAGCGCGAGCUGCACGGCGCAUGGCCGGACAUCGAGAAGCCGCCGACGCUGAAGGAGCUGGAGGCGCUGCCUGUGCUGACUGCAACGAUCAAAGAGACGCUGCGGCACAUGCCGUCCGGCGUUUCACUGACGCGUACUGUUCCUCCGGGCGGGGCCAUGAUAUCCGGCCGGCACAUCCCACCGGGCACUACUGUUGGCAUGAUCAUUCUGCAUGUGCACCAGAGCGAGAAGAUCUUCAAGGAUGCCUUGGACUUCAAGCCGCAGCGGUGGCUUGAGGAGGGAGCCGGCGAGCUGGAACAGUGGCUUGUACCGUUCAGCCGCGGCCCACGCAUGUGCUUCGGGCGCAACCUGGCGUGGGCGGAAAUGUACAUUGCCCUAGCGACUAUGGUGCGCAAGUUCGACAUGACGCUGGACGGGAUGACGCCGGAAGACAUGGAGUGGAGGGAGUGCAUCGAGGCGUACUUUCCACGGAGGCAUCUCCAUGCGUGGUGCGAGCCGGUCGUUUGAGGAGAGAUAUAUAUAUACGUACUUGAUUUUCUGGACAGCUCGAAGGCCUUCCCUUUCCAUUUCAGUGCUCACCCCUCGCCGCUUUUCGCUCACUGCGUAGACCUGAACAUGCCCUGAGCACGCCCUGAACAGCCUGAGCCGAUCACUGAGUAGAGACUGAGCAGAAGGUGAUUAGCCUAAGGUAGCAUCAAUAAAACGCACCGCGCUAGUUUCACCUGUG
Monascus purpureus is the source of this 2083-nucleotide messenger RNA. The record is from the annotation of a GenBank genome assembly. Lineage: Eukaryota; Fungi; Ascomycota; Eurotiomycetes; Eurotiales; Aspergillaceae.